Cannabis sativa is the source of this 1503-nucleotide messenger RNA. RefSeq names its product plastid-lipid-associated protein, chloroplastic. The coding region runs from base 358 to 1317 and encodes 319 amino acids. NCBI's taxonomy places the organism in Eukaryota, Viridiplantae, Streptophyta, Magnoliopsida, Rosales, Cannabaceae. The transcript is spliced from 3 exons. The record is from RefSeq and is a predicted model, not a curated record.
AAUAAAUUUUUUGUUUCCUUCAUCCAAAUUCCAGUUGUUAUUGUAGACCCAUUAGUCGUCGUCCACGUGUCAAAAGCAGGACAAGUAUCUAUGAACCUGUCACUAAUCUAACCUUUUAAACCCUAUACUACCCUCACCAACACACCACAAAAAUAUUAGAUGAAGGGGGUAAAAUUGUCAUUUCGUUUAAUACGAGUACGGCUUCUCCCUCCAAGUUAUAAAAAACGUUUUCUCUAGUCUCUGGUUUUCCUGGUAGUUAGUAACUGUUCUAAGAAGCCAUAGAUAGCUAAGCUAAGCUCACCUUCUCUGUAAACUUAGCAAACUAAAAGCUUCUCUGUAGCUAGGAAAAUCUUGAUCAUGGCCUCCGUCUCUCAAUUAAACCAGUUCCCAUGCAAGACCUGCUCUGUGGUUCCACCGCGACAACAAUCCAAACUCUCGGUUCCUCCGAAUUCGAUUGGAGUACCUUCCAGAUUUUCAGAGGGACCCAAACUUUCCACCCGACAAUUCGGUAAGGCAAGACCUGUGUUUCGAGUCAGGGUAGCUGACGAUGACGAAUGGGGCCCCGAACCGGUCGGUGAAAGAUCAGCGGUGGCGGUGGCCGAGGAGGAGGCGCCGGUUGAGCCGUCCGAAACUGCGAAUCUUAAGAAAGCUUUGGUGGAUUCAUUUUACGGUACUAAUCGGGGGCUUAAGGCCUCGAGUGAAACUAGGGCCGAGAUUGUUGAACUUAUUACCCAGUUGGAGGCCCAGAAUCCGACCCCGGCUCCGACCGAAGCCUUGCCUCUCCUUAACGGGAAAUGGAUUCUUGCUUAUACAUCUUUCCCAGGUGUAUUAACAUUGUUGUCAAGGGGUACACUGCCAUUAGUAAAGAUAGAGGAGAUAUCACAAACAAUUGAUUCAGAGAAUUUAACAGUUCAGAACUCUGUCCAGUUUGCUGGUCCAUUAACUACAACCUCCAUUACUACCAAUGCCAAAUUUGAAGUCCGAAGUCCCAAGCGCGUACAGAUUAAGUUUGAGGAAGGCAUCAUUGGAACUCCCCAACUAACAGACUCAAUAGUUGUACCUGAGAAUGUGGAAUUUCUGGGACAAAAAAUUGAUCUGACACCUUUCAAGGGCUUGAUCACCUCUGUUCAAGAUACAGCUUCUUCUGUUGUGAAGACCUUCUCCAACCAACCACCACUGAAGAUUCCAAUCUCAAACAACAAUGCUCAAUCGUGGCUGUUAACCACAUAUCUUGAUGGCGAACUUCGAAUUUCAAGGGGAGAUGCCGGCAGUGUAUUUGUGCUGAUAAAGGAAGGAAGCUCCCUGUUGACACCCUGAGUCAUCUCACACACCGUUUUCUUCUCAUGUAAUCUAUACAUAUACAUACAUAAAAGAGCCAGUUUGGUUUUCGGUUUUUCGAUGUAAUAAUAUAUAUAGAAAAGUAGUAAUAAAUCCAAGAACUUGGUUGUAACUCUGGCCUUGUCAAUUAAAUUAUAAAGAAGUAUAGUUGUACUCCAAAACAAA